AUGCAGUCCAUCGAGAGCAAAUGGAUGGCGAUGUUUCUGCUGCUGUUUGUGGCAGCCACAAUGGAAAUGGGAGGAGCCUGGCCCCAAGACAAGGUUACUUGUCGCAUGAAAGGAAGCCCAUGCUUUGGUAAAUUUGUCAGAUGCCCAAAGGAGUGCCCACACAUCAAACCGAGACACCCGAGGGCCAAAGCUUGUUUCAUGGACUGCCGCUCCCCCAAAUGUGAGGCUGUGUGCCGAGAUCACUAUCAAAUUGCAGUUUGCCACAAACCCAACUGCGAAGGCCCAGGGUCUGGUUGUCAUGACCCUCGCUUCAUUGGUGCUGACGGUGCUGUGUUCUAUUUUCAUGGGAGAAAGGAUGAGCACUUCAGCCUGGUCUCCGACCCUCACCUCCAGAUCAAUGCCCGCUUCAUUGGCCUCCGGCCUGCCGGCAGGACCCGCGACUUCACUUGGAUUCAAGCUCUUGGGUUCAUGUAUGGUUCUCACAACUUCACUGUCGAGGCAGCUCAUGUAAAGCAAUGGAGCAACGACGUUGAUCACCUGAAGUUCUCUUACGAUGGAAAGCCUUUGCUGGUCCCAGAAGGACACCUCUCCCAUUGGAAGUCACCAGAUACAGAGCUGACUCUGGAGAGGACUGGAACCAGAAACAGCAUCAUGGUCGUGCUUGAGGGGAUUGCAGAGGCCAUGCUCAAGGUGGUUCCAAUCACCAAGGAAGAUGAUGAGUUACACAACUAUCAGAUACCAUCAGAUGAUUCCUACGCACAUUUGGAGGUGCAGUUCAGAUUCUUUGGGCUCUCACCUCAAGUGGAAGGAGUUCUGGGAAGAACAUACCGUCCUGACUACGAGAAUACGGUAAAGCGAGGCGUGCUGAUGCCUGUAGUUGGCGGAGAAGACAAAUAUAAGACUUCAUCACUCCUCUCUGCAGACUGCAAGCUGUGUUCAUUUUCUCUCAAGGAAGAUAACGAGAUAGAGUUGCGCAUCCUGCGCUGAAGAUAGAACAUCCCAAAAAAGUGAAGUAAAUUUGCAAUAAGAGAGAUUCUUCGACAUAAAUUAAGUUCACAAUGAUGCUUAAAUAUAUAUAUUGUCUUGAGAAUAAAAGAUGUGUGAAUCACAUCGACAAACAUAAGUGGCUGUGUAUUUAUAAAAUGGGUGUUUGCCAUGUAAUCUAUAAGAGCAUUACUUGAAAGCACAAAAUAUGAGAUUGAUGCAUAUGAUUUUAUGUUUGUUAAUGAAACUAGGAGGAUUUGAGACCAUGGACUUGGUUCAAAAGGUUGCAUGAAUCAGCAAGUGAUAACUACUUUAUGCAGCGGACAGCUCUUCUAAUCUAGAAAGAAUUUGGACUCCCAUAGUUUUGAAUAACAACGAUUUUUUUCUCU
This is a messenger RNA of Phoenix dactylifera (date palm), 1373 nucleotides long. The record is from RefSeq and is a predicted model, not a curated record. Lineage: Eukaryota; Viridiplantae; Streptophyta; Magnoliopsida; Arecales; Arecaceae.